AUGAACGCCGACGAGUACCUCGAUUACAUCAGCAAUAGAUCUGUAUGCAUGAUCCUGACUCAUCACAACAGCGGCAACUACGCACUCAACGAGGACGAGAGGGGGGCCGUCGCAGCGGCAUCCGAAGGCCGAUUGGAGGAUCUGCAUCGAUACGACAAGGGUGUGGUGCGGUGCGGCGGCGACAUGCCACUCAGGAUGGCGGCCAAGGGUGGUCAUCUGGCGUACGUGCGUUAUCUGCUCGAGGAGUGCGGUGCCGACAUCCACGCCGAAUCCGACCGACACGAUUCGAUUACGCUGGCUCUGACCAAGGACGCGAUCAUCUCAAGCGCGGCCCACCGAAACGACAUCGAGAUGCUCGAUUACCUGCUUUCACGCCACCCCGAGCGCCUCUGCACCGACCACGCCGCAAGGAACAUUACGUCGGACAUAAUGAAUGCGAUUUCGGAUGGACACGUCGAAGUCGUCGGGCGCCUGCUGGCGCACGGGGAAAAGGCGCCGAAAAAGGCCGUACGCUACCUCCGUUGGUACACGCCCGAGGAAUCCGUGAUCCCCAUCCUCGAGCUGUUCCUCUUUGGCGAGUGCGCUCAGUCCUUAUCGUCCGAGGAAUGGUCGGAUCUCCUCAGCACGGCCGCACUCAACCACAAACUCGAACGCGCCAAGUGGAUCGCCGCGCGUUGUCCUCGAGACCGGCAACUCGACUACGAUGAGGCACUCUACUCGGCCACAUACAGUAAUCAUGAAUACGGCGAUUAUCCGAUGAUCGUUUGGUUGCUCGAUCAAGGAGCACGGUUCGAUCAGAUCAAAAUCAAGGACGGGCUACAGGUGCUCCCAAACAUGAACGGUGAGGUCCAUGUCGCCCAUGCGGCGCCAGUGCGUCGGUAUCUAUCGCGCAAAUGA
This is a messenger RNA of Acanthamoeba castellanii str. Neff, 897 nucleotides long. Its product is annotated as ankyrin repeat-containing protein. The record is from RefSeq and is a predicted model, not a curated record. NCBI's taxonomy places the organism in Eukaryota, Discosea, Longamoebia, Acanthamoebidae. The coding region runs from base 1 to 897 and encodes 298 amino acids. The transcript has a single exon. Gene Ontology annotation, molecular function: protein binding.